Messenger RNA from Penicilliopsis zonata CBS 506.65, 1788 nucleotides. RefSeq lists its product as hypothetical. Gene Ontology annotation, molecular function: dolichyl pyrophosphate Man9GlcNAc2 alpha-1,3-glucosyltransferase activity. Gene Ontology annotation, biological process: protein N-linked glycosylation. The transcript is spliced from 3 exons. The record is from RefSeq and is a predicted model, not a curated record. Lineage: Eukaryota; Fungi; Ascomycota; Eurotiomycetes; Eurotiales; Aspergillaceae. Gene Ontology annotation, cellular component: endoplasmic reticulum membrane. Bases 1 to 1788 code for a protein of 595 amino acids.
AUGGCUCCUCCCACCCCGUCCUCUCACCGUCCGCGCAAGAAGCACAAGCUGCCCGGCUCGGUUCCCGGUUCGAACAACAGCCUGAUCCUCAGCUCGGGCAACGAGAAAUCUUUUCCGGCGUUCCCCUUGGUGUCGUUCCUCUGGGCUGGCCGCGCUGGUGUCUCCCAAUGGCUCAUCUUACCACUCAUUCUGAUGGCCGUCGGCCUGUUCCGAUGGGCUGUCAGUCUCUGGGGGUACUCAGGCUUCCAGGUUCCUCCUAUGCAUGGCGAUUUUGAAGCGCAAAGACACUGGAUGGAACUCACCAUUCACCUCCCUAUCUCAAAGUGGUACAUAUACGACCUACAGUACUGGGGGCUCGACUAUCCCCCCCUGACUGCAUACCAUAGCUGGCUGCUAGGCAAAGUCGGUUCGCUGUUUGACCCCGCCUGGUUCGCCCUCGACUCAUCCCGUGGCAUCGAGCAUCCGGACCUCAAGGUGUAUAUGCGGGCCACUGUCUUUGUCUCUGAAUAUUUCAUCUAUAUCCCUGCGAUCGUAACCUUCCUUCGCCGCUAUACCCGCGCACAAGGUGUCCAUGCAUGGUCGAGCUCCAUCGCCCUAGUCGCCAUUCUCAUGCAACCAGCGACGAUUCUCGUUGACCACGGUCACUUCCAAUAUAACACGGUCAUGUUAGGCUUGGUUGUUGCCAGUCUCGAUGCAAUCCUUGCGGGACGGAUGCUCUGGGCGUGCAUCUUCUUUGUCGGCGCCCUGGGGUUCAAACAGAUGGCGCUCUACUACGCUCCGAUCAUGUUCUCGUUCCUCUUGGGUGUCUGCUUCUUCCCUCACAUCCGUAUUCUCCGCCUUAUCUGCAUCUCGGUCGUCACCCUGGCUGCGUUUGCUGUCUUGUUUGCGCCAUUACUUUUGGGUGCCAUCGGCGAGGAAGCCCACGCGGCCCAGGCGUCUAUGCCGCUUCCCCCGUUGCUUGAGGCGCUUCCCCUCGCUGCGAAUCAAAAAUCAUGGGUUUACGGCCCCGUCUUCCAGAUGGCGCAGGUCAUUCACCGGGUCUUUCCCUUCGCUCGUGGACUCUUCGAAGAUAAGGUCGCCAACGCAUGGUGCGCUAUCCAUACUUUCUACAAGCUCAACCGCUUUCCGGCUGCAUUGCUUCAAAGAGUCUCCCUGGGAGCGACACUGGCCUCCAUCUUCAUUCCCAGUGUAGUAAUUUUCCGCCACCCGCGCCCGUCUCUACUGCUUCUCGCUCUCUCCUGUGCCGCCUGGGGUUUCUUUUUGUUCUCCUUCCAGGUACACGAGAAGAGCGUUCUCCUCCCCUUGCUGCCCAUGACGCUCCUGCUCGCAAGUGACGGCGGUCUCAGCAAGGAAACUCGCGCCUGGGUUGGAUGGGCCAACUUGCUCGGGGUCUGGACAUUAUACCCUCUCCUGAAGCGGGACGAAUUACGCAUUCCUUACUUCGUCAUCACCCUCCUCUGGGCAUAUCUGAUGGCGCUUCCCCCUACCUCCCUGGAGACCUAUCGCAGCCGGCCGUCCUCGGAGCAGUCCACUGUGGCGCUGGAGCCUCAUCUGCUCACCAAACUCGUCCACAUGGCCUUUUAUGCGGCCAUGAUCGGCUGGCAUCUCGUCGAGGCGUUUGUGCCUCCCCCGGCGAGCAAGCCAGAUUUAUGGGUGGUUCUCAACGUCUUGAUCGGAGCAGCCGGGUUCGGACUUGCGUACCUGUGGUGUCUGUGGAAGUUGAUCACGCAGAGUCGCCGCAUUGAUGAAGAGAUUGAGGCAGAGGCCUCUCGCAAGAAGAAGGAGUGA